This is a messenger RNA of Penicillium argentinense, 1323 nucleotides long. RefSeq names its product Brix domain-containing protein. Gene Ontology annotation, molecular function: rRNA binding. Bases 1 to 1323 code for a protein of 440 amino acids. Gene Ontology annotation, biological process: ribosomal large subunit assembly; rRNA processing. The transcript has 2 exons. Gene Ontology annotation, cellular component: preribosome, large subunit precursor. The record is from RefSeq and is a predicted model, not a curated record. Lineage: Eukaryota; Fungi; Ascomycota; Eurotiomycetes; Eurotiales; Aspergillaceae.
AUGGCCAGGGCACGUGUCAAGAAGCGCACCCAUACGCGCCCCCAGAAUGCCUCCGCGGCACCCAAGGGCGGCGCCGCUUCUAUGGCCAAGACUCCGAAGUCUAUGGUUAUUCGAGUUGGUGCUUCUCAAGUUGGUACCAGUGUCAGUCAACUGGUCAAGGAUGUGCGACAGAUGAUGGAGCCCGAUACAGCUGUGCGAUUGAAGGAACGAAAAUCCAACCGACUGCGCGAUUAUACAGUGAUGGCUGGCCCUCUCGGUGUCACUCACUUGAUGCUUUUCUCCAAGUCCAAGACCGGAAACACAAAUAUGCGAUUGGCUGUGACGCCCCGAGGCCCUACUCUUCACUUCCAGGUUGAGAACUACUCGCUCUGCAGAGACGUGGAGCGCUCAUUGAAGCGUCCGAGAAGCGGUGGACAGGACCACAAGACCCCUCCGCUACUUGUCAUGAACAACUUCAGCACAGCCGAUGCAGACGAAAACUCGAAAGUGCCGAAACGCCUGGAGACCCUCACGACUACGAUCUUCCAAUCCCUCUUCCCUCCUAUCAACCCUACUGCUACGCCCCUCUCUUCGAUUCGCCGCGUGAUGCUUCUGAACCGUGAACCCUCCGAGUCCGAUGAUGGUUCUUACAUUCUGAGUCUGCGACACUAUGCAAUUGCUACAAAGAAGACCGGCGUGUCAAAACGGAUCCGCCGUCUGGACCCCAAGGAAAUUCGCAACCGAGAGAAGAAGAAGACCGCUGUUCCCAACCUCGGCAAACUGGAAGAUGCCGCAGAAUACCUUCUCGACCCGUCCGCAGCUGGGUAUACAUCGGCCAGCGAGACGGAACUCGACACAGAUGCCGAGGUGGAGAUUGCCGAAAGCACGACGCGAAAGGUCCUUAGCAAGCGUGAAGCGCAGCGACAGAAGGCUGGAGACAAGGCUGAGAAGAAGCCCGCCACACCUGGUGUGGAGAAACGGGCCGUCAAGCUGGUCGAGCUUGGCCCACGUCUGAAGCUCCGACUUAUGAAGGUCGAGGAUGGCGUUUGCGAUGGCAAGGUAAUGUGGCACGACUACGUCACCAAGACCGAUGCGGAAGUCAGGUCUAUGGACCAGAGCUGGGCGGUUCGUCGCAAGGAGAAGGAAAAGCGCAAGAAGGAGCAGAAGGAGAACAUUGAACGGAAGAAGAAGGGUAAGGCGAAGGCCAAGGCCAAUGGAGAGAAGGUUGAGGAUGAGGACGACGAUGAGGACGUUGACAUGGACGAUGAGGAUUGGCUCAGCGAUGACUUUGAUGACGAGGAAGGCGAGCCGGAAGGGGACUCGGAUGAUACUAUGGAGGAGUGA